Messenger RNA from Peronospora belbahrii, 1101 nucleotides. The record is from the annotation of a GenBank genome assembly. Lineage: Eukaryota; Oomycota; Peronosporomycetes; Peronosporales; Peronosporaceae.
AUGGCGUUAAGUGCCAAUAAAAACAAGAAUUGGAGAGCAAAUUAUUUACGUGCACUAAACAUCGUUACGCCGGACUUGUCUACAUCUAGGACACAGGGACGGCAUAUUCCGAGUGGAGAAGGUACUCGACGUAUUGCUGACCAACUAACAACGAAUGGACGUGCUGAAACGACCAUGAGUCGACGGCGUUCCACUCCAGUGACGGAUGAGGCGACACGUCGACCAACGAGUAGCAACAGUAAAAGAGGAUGGUUGGGUGUCUCAACAUCGACAUCGAUUUCAACCAGACAGAGUAGCAGCAUGUCCGGUUCGUCGUCUAGGAGCAAGCGAGGACCGACGUCUAUAAACGACAGGAUGUCGACGUAUGUGUUUGGAUUGCGUUCGCAUCGUUUUCGGACACGAAGACUUGCGCCUAGGAGUGACUGCUUGAUGGUGGAUCCUGUGUCGACGCCGAUAAUAGCUCCGACAGGUAUUUCAGUGGCAUCUCCGAUAGCGAUCCCGUCACGAACUGAAAAGCUGUUGGAUAGAGAUUUGGAAUCAAGUCGGCGGCGGAGAAGCUGUAACGACUUUCAGAACUCGACGUUUUCCAAGCAGCCUAUGGUGCAGCUGUUGUCGUGGGAGGAACCGUCCGUGAUGCUAGAAAAUGAUGGCUGGCCGCUAGAGAGUAGAAAACAAAGUUGCAGCAAUACCAGAAACGAUAUGCGCGCGGGGUGUGUCAUCCCGAUAAAUAGCAGUAAGUCGAGGACGUUGUUACGCCCGGGUAGUAUCGUUGAAGUGUGCGAGGAUACUGAAGAUGAACACGUAGACGAAUCAAUGAACUUAGAAGACGACGAUAAUCAUGGCAUAUUUAAGAUGGAGUUCGACGGCGACUCCAUCGGUGGUACUAAUGUAUUUAAAGCCAAGCAAAUGAGCAAUCACAGGCGGCGCACGGACCUGAAGCAGCGCCGGCCGGGUGGUCUUGAUGAUUUCGACCAUGAUGACGAAGAUGACGUGGUGACUCCACUCUCUGCUUCUUUUGUGCCACCGCACCAAAUGGUGGAUCAUGGGUGCUUUUCGCUAGGAUUGCGCGACAAGCUCAAGCGAAAGCCUGGUGCGUAUUGA